GGUGACUACAGGGAUGGCAGAGAGGACAACGAAAAUCAGAGAAGAAGUUGUUAUAAAUGUUCCAGAUAAAGGAGAAGCAGCAGCAUCUCAUUCGACAGAUACAUAUAGAAAACUUCUGAAUCCUAACAAUGAAGGUCUAGCUCGGAGGAAAACUUUUUCGAGGUCCGUUUACUCUAAACCCAAUUCAAGGUUUGCGAAGCAGCAUUCUUAUCGAUUCGAUGAGACCAUAGUAGAGGAAAAUAUUGGAACCCCUAGGGCUAUUGCAAAAGCACAUAAUGAAGUUGAUGAGGAGGAAAAAGAUGAAAACGAGGAAAUCUACGAAAAGGUUAAACUACACCGAGUGAAGCGAAGUGGAAUUAAACUUCGGGCAUUGCUUGAAUUGGCAGUGUUUGUGGCCACUUUAUGCACUUUGGUUGUGAGUUUAACCGUUUAUAAGGUGAAAAAGCAUUUGAUUUUAGGUUUGGAAGUUUGGAAAUGGUGCGUAUUUGUGAUGGUGACGCUAAGCGGCAUGUUCAUGACGAACUGGUUCAUGCAUUUAGUAGUGUUCAUCAUAGAAAGGAAUUAUCUUCUACGGAAAAAAGUGUUGUACUUUGUGCAUGGUUUGAAGAAGAAUGUUCAAGUAUUCAUUUGGUUCAGCCUGGUUCUGGUUUCUUGGAUAUUUCUGUUCGAGGAAGAUGAUAAACACUCCCGUAAGACCAAGAAAUUUCUCGACCUUAUAACUUGGACUAUUGUUUCCCUUCUCGUGGGGUCAAUCCUUUUCUUGCUGAAGACGUUUGCCUUGAAAGUUCUUGCUUCAAAGUUCAAUGUCAGAAACUUCUUUGAGAGAAUUCAAGAGUCUGUCUUCCACCAAUACGUUCUCCAGACCCUCUCGGGGCCUCCACUUGUAGAAGAGGCAGAGAGACUUGGGUGCAAGCCAAAGAGGGGACACCUUAGCUUCAUGAGCACCGAAGAUGGAUCGGUGAAAGGGAAGAAAGUGCUUGACAUGGGAAAAGUUCACAAGAUGAAACAAGAGAAGGUCUCUGCUUUGGCAAUGCGAGUUUUGAUUGAAGCUGUGAGAGCUUCAGGUCUCUCAACAAUAUCUAACACUUUAGAUGAGUGUAGCAACAGGAAAGGUAAAACUGAUAAAGAGAUAACUAAUGAGAUGGAGGCUGUAGCUUCUGCUUAUGAUAUCUUUAACAAUGUUUCUCAGCCGAACCGCAAUUACAUAAAUGAAGAUGAUCUGUUGAGGUUCAUGAUAAAGGAAGAACUGGAUCUUGUACUUCCAUUAAUAGAAGAUGGCGAGACCGGGAAAAUCACACGCAAAGCUUUUACAGAAUGGGUGAUUAAAGUUUACACAAGUCGGAAAGCUCUAGGACAUUCGUUGGAUGAUACAAAAACAGCUGUUAAGCAGGUGGACAAACUAAUAGCUGGAGUCUUGACCAUUAUCACCUUCAUUAUUUGGUUAAUACUUCUUGAUAUAGCAUCGACAAAGUUUUUGUUGGUCUUCUCCUCACAAUUUGUGGGUCUUGCUUUCAUGAUUGGAAGCACUUGCAAGAACAUAUUUGAAUCAUUUGUGUUUGUGUUUGUGAUGCACCCUUAUGAUGUCGGUGACCGUUGUGUUGUCGAUGGUGUAAUGUUGUUGGUUGAAGAAAUACAUCUUUUAACUACCGUGUUCCUCAAGAUUGACAACGAGAAAGUUUUCUACCCAAAUGCAGUUUUAAUAACGAAAUCAAUAAGCAAUUUCUACAGAAGUCCAGAUAUGGGAGAUUUUAUAGAACUCUCCAUUGCAUUUUCAACACCGGCAGCAAAAAUAGCCACUUUCAAGAAAAGAAUCGGAGAAUACUUGGUGCAGAACCCACAUCAUUGGUAUCCAGAACCGAUGUUGAUGGUGAAGGCGAUUGAGAACGUGAACAAACUGAAGAUGAAUCUUCUUGUCCAGCAUACUAUCAACUUCCAGAACUUCGGAGAGAAGAAUCUCAGGAGAACCGAGUUGUUCAUAGCUAUCAAGCAAGUUCUCGAGGAGCUUGAGAUUGAUUACAGCCUCCUUCCUCAAGAUGUUCAUCUCACCAGUCACAAGUGAUUGCUUCCUUGUCCUUGUUAUUUCCAACUGCAUUUAUUUCACCUGUUUUGCUUCUGCUUGAUGAUCCAACUCAUAGAACUCGUUUGCAUAUGGAUUUCUUUUCUGAAGAGACUUAUAUAGUUGGGAAAAUUCCAUAAAAAUACACGGACUGAAUUACAUUUGCUAGAAUAAUACACGAACUUUU
Molecule: messenger RNA, 2243 nt
Organism: Eruca vesicaria subsp. sativa (arugula)
Lineage: Eukaryota; Viridiplantae; Streptophyta; Magnoliopsida; Brassicales; Brassicaceae
Source: the annotation of a GenBank genome assembly